Messenger RNA from Corythoichthys intestinalis (scribbled pipefish), 1951 nucleotides. RefSeq lists its product as uncharacterized. The record is from RefSeq and is a predicted model, not a curated record. Lineage: Eukaryota; Metazoa; Chordata; Actinopteri; Syngnathiformes; Syngnathidae. The transcript has 2 exons. The coding region runs from base 817 to 1704 and encodes 295 amino acids.
CCCAGCUGAAUUUUUUUUCGCAAACAAUGCAAAAAGUCUCAAACACACUGUUAUCCAUUGGUUUGAGCCAAAGGCAAAAGGACUGUUUACUCAACCACUCUGCGUUGAAUUUACAUUUCCCCAUCUCAAUAAUAUGAAAUGUAUGGCUAGGUGCAAAAAAUAUGUGUAGUGUAGAGCAUGACAUUUUGUCUGGACUCCCGUUAUGACACUGGAUUCACGCGGGAAUCCCACGGGAUGGGAAUUUCACCUGGGGCUCCGCACCGUUUAUUUAUUUAGGCUACUGUGGUGACCCUUUAUUGUAGGACAUAAUUCACCCACGAAGCUUGUGUUUAUAUUUGGCUGAGCGCGUUACCGGCUACGUCACAGUCACAUGACAGACACGAGACAAUUAAGAGCCGUGUGCUUUCCGGCUGAGUUCAGGGAGAGUUAGCAGUUGCAUGAGAGGCCGGACACAGCAGCAAGUUUACUCGACAGGCCAUCGAGACUCAUAGCAUCCAUCCGCUAUACUACAACUUUUUAAGACCUUGCGGGAACCCUGGCAUGCUGUUGUUGAUCUUCAUUUGAACAUUUGAGCUGACAUCACAUCCGGUGAGUGUAUUGUUUGUUAGCACUGCUACUAGUCGCUAAUCUCCUAGUGCUCCUCAGUUUGUUUUAUCCCACUGACACAUCGGAGAAUCGAUCCUAGGCAUGUUCGGCUCUCCUCGUGCUCCUCGAUUUGUUUAUCCCACGAUUUAACAGCGUAAACGCCUGCUCGUAGAUUAAAACUACUCUACUCUCCUCUUUAGCUCUAUCUUGCUAGCCUAGCUUAUCCGAGCCAUGGCUAGCCCACUGCCUUCUCCCUCCAGUCUUUUCUGCUCAGUGUGCUGUAUGUGUAGCGAGAACCCUGGCUCCUUCGUCGAGGACAGUAGUAGCUGUAGGAAGUGUAGCUUAGUCUCAGGGCUGGAGACCAGGGUUUCUGAGCUAGAAGCACGGCUCUGCACUAUAGAGACGAAAGCUAAUCCGAGCUUUAGCCAGGUAGUAGCAGGGCCCGCAGGUCGUGCUUGCAGUAGUAGGAAUGCUAGCGCAGUUAGCCCCCCAGCGAGCCCCGUGCAGCCGGGAGAAAUUAAGGACGGAUUUGUGAAUGUACGGGGGAAGCGUAGUGGUAAACGCACAACCUUAGUGCACCAGCAGCUUCACGUCAGCAAUAGGUUUGAUCCCCUCAGCGACACACCAGCUGAACCAGACACUCUCGUAAUUGGAAGCUCCAUAGUUAGAGACGUGAAGCACCCGGCGGUGUUUGUCAGGUGUUACCCAGGGGCCAGAGUCGGUGACAUCGAAGGAAACCUCAGGCUUUUAAAGCAGAGUAGAAAGAGGUUCCGCCGUAUCGUGAUUCACGCAGGCGGUAAUGACGCCUGGCGGAGACAGUCUGAUGUGCUUAAAUUAAACGUAGCCUCGGUGUGUAAACUUGCUCAGUCGAUGGCGGACACCGUAGCUUUCUCUGGUUCUCUUCCUAAUUUGGUCAAUGAUGAAAUGUACUCUAGGUUCUCAUCAUUUAACCGCUGGUUGUCUAGAUGGAGCCCAGAAAACAACAUAGUCUUUAUUGAUAACUGGCACGCGUUCUGGGGGAAGCCCGGCCUCGUUCGCGGAGACUGCAUCCAUCCGACUUGGGACGGUGCUGCUCUCUUAACUCGAAACAUGGCCGCCAAACUUAGUCUCCCAAAGUGACACUCCAGAGUGGGGGCGCAGUGUUGUAGUGUAAAACACAACUCUGUAGUGAUCACUCACCUCUUUCCAAGCUGUCACAAAUCCAACAUUCAGGACAGAAGAUAGAGACUGUGUCCGUGCCUCGUAUAGUGAACAGUAGAAAACAUAGUACUAUAGGAACGAGGCCAAAGAAUUUAAUACAUAUAGCCCCUGAUAGCAGUGAAAAUAAAAUAACUCUUAAUAAAAAUAUAAAAUGCAGAUUAUUAAA